GAUAGGUGGUGGCAGAAGAUUUCUCCCCGCCGCUGACCAGAACCGCGACCUGAUCCACUAAAGUGACGCAAUAUUCAGCCAAUCGACAUACGGACACGUGAAAUCUGUCCAAUUCGCAAAUCCAGUGGGCUGAGCAAAAGUACGGUGGCCGCAUUGCUUCGCUGAGCUAUGUGGCUGUCUGUUUGGACGUUAACCAGGCGCCGGGGAGGCAUGCAAUUGAAAGGGAAGGGGAGGGUAAAGUUGUCUUUCCGAGUCGAAGUUGCGGCGCUAGUUAAUGUUAAGGAUAGCCCACUGCCUACUUACUGAGCGUCCCGGCUGUGGAGAUGCUCAGCUAAAUUGUUAGCUCUUCGGCCCGCUUUUCUUGCAUUAGGUCCAUACCAUUAUAGGGUGGAAGAUGCCAGUUUUCUUUAUGUCUGACCUGCCCACUCUCGACCUAGUUCCACUGCUAAGUGCUGCUAUCUGAAGUGAAACCGAAAUGUCAAGGGGCAGUCUUUGUGAUCGGUAACAGGACGGCCUAUUUUUUCUCAGCAGUACUGGUCAUCGUGAACACUCUUUUGGUAGUUACUAAAUCAAGAGGAUUUAAUUUUUACGCUGUCGUCCGCUGUCCUGUGAAUCCAACCUAAGACCAUGGCAGACGACAGCACCCAGUUCUGUGAAAACUGCCAACGCGACAUCCCGGACGCCAGUUUCCGAACGCACGACAUCCACUGUCGCCGGAACAUCACGCUAUGCGAGCUCUGCGCUGAACCGGUGCCGCGCGCGUCCCUGCAAAGUCACAAGGAUCAGGAGCACGCGCAGGUGCUAUGUAAAUGUGGCUUGAAGAUUGAGAAUAAAUUAAUGGACGUCCAUAAGCAGUCGGAAUGCGCUCAGCGUCUGGUUGCCUGUCCGUACUGCCAGCUAGAGCUGGCCUUCAGCCAGUCUGGGAAGCAUGAGGAGUACUGUGGAACGCGCACAGAGCCCUGCCCCACCUGCAGGUGCAACGUCAUGUUGAGGGAGCAGGCUGUUCACGCGGUGCUGUGUAGCAGCACCCUGCCCCCGGAGAGUAACAAUGCCCUGCCUGCCAGAAGCCCCGUGGACCCGGGUGCUUGGUUUGAGACCCACGCAGUCAGGAACCUGCUCAGGCCCCAGCAGACAGGCCAGAGCCAUGGAUCCCUAGGCCCCAGACCCUCAACCCGCCUGCCGUACAGCACAGUACACAACAUCACCCGGGCAUUGGGACAGCUGGGCCAGACGAAUAUUGCACCCAAGAAUACAGAUUUUGACCGCAUGAGGGAGCGAGAGGCAGAACUGUGGGACAACAAUAACAGCAGGGUGCCAUGGCCAGGAAACCGGUCUUCCCCAGAUGACACUUUCCAUCUAGACUACCUGCUGGCUCUCAGCCUGCAGAACGAUGGGGACGUGGGAGACCGCCAGGCUGAACCUUUGCGUGACCCCAUGCCAAACCCUCUGGAGAGUCUGGGAAGGCUGCACUCUAGGGAUAGCAGACUGGGGAGGACCUCCCACAUAGAUCCAUUGUCCUCCCCCUUCUCCCAGUUAUACCAGUUAUCCAACCUGAACAACAACUACAGCAGCUCCACCGCAGGCAGUGAUGUCGCCCCAGCCAGCGUGCAGACAGACACCAUGUUGCCCUGUGAGUUCUGUGAGGAGCUCUUCCCAGAGGAUUUUCUCAUUCUUCACCAGACGGGCUGCAGCCCUACCGUAGCUUUUGCAUCUUUUAGUAAAGGGACCCCCUCUCCAUGUGCUGUGGACAGGACUACAGAGAGUUUUGGAAGUGGUGCCUACAGCCCACCCAGGACCCCCAGCCCCACUGCUUUCCCUGAUGCUGUCUCGUCGCAGCCCUGCAAUCCGCCCCCUGAUUCUGCAGGUUGUUCUGUGCUUAUCCCCUGUGAGUUUUGUGGAAUUGCCCUGGAAGAAAACAUUGUCUUUCACCAUCAGGAUAUGUGUGACCUUCGUCCCCAUGCUGCAUAUUUUGAGGAUGAGCUGUCAAAGGAGAAACCACUGUUUUCUGCCAGGACGGACAGAGAGAGGGAAUCUCCAGGACCACAAAGACGACUCAGGCACCAAGACCCAGAGCAGGACCCAGAGUGGCUUGGAGAGCAGUCGGAGCUCAGGAACCUGCCUGGGAACUUGAGGGCAAGCUCUGGGUCUGGGGACCGGAAAGGAGGCACCAACAAUCAGCAGGCAUCACAUGCACAGGGUGCUAUGUGGACACAAGGGAGGGAGGCUGGUGGAGGACGGCCUGCCGGCGGAGCCAGCUCCACUGAAAGAGCAGGCAGGGGAAGGCCAGAAGGUCGCAGGAACCCGAGGAACCAUGGCACAUCCACGACUCAAGCCCCCAAAGUGCAAAAUCUGGAAGAGGAGGAGGAGUGACACCCUGCAGAUGAACCACACGCUCUCAUCUGUCCAGCCUGGCUGCCUACCUAUCACUCUUUCCUUGAACUCCUUGUCUUCUUGGGUUGUAUUACUUGUUUUAUUUUCACGUGUGUAUAUAUAUAUAGGAUUUCUAUGUGCUAAAUGUAUUCCCUUUUAAAAUGACUUUUCAUUAUUACAAACUUAACAAUAUAAAAAUUAUCCUAAAGUUGCGUGCUGGGAGUAAGCUUUACUUUGAAAUGCUAUCAAAUAUCAUGCAUAUCAGAUUAUAUAUGCUGAAUAUAAGUUAUUUGUACUCUGAGUUAUACUGCUGCUGAUUAAACUUUUUAAUAUAUAAACA
Molecule: messenger RNA, 2710 nt
Organism: Brienomyrus brachyistius
Lineage: Eukaryota; Metazoa; Chordata; Actinopteri; Osteoglossiformes; Mormyridae
Gene: trafd1
Product: TRAF-type zinc finger domain containing 1
Exons: 12
Coding region: 628-2370 (580 amino acids)
Source: RefSeq, a predicted model, not a curated record